GCCCCCCAGCCCGCUUCCUUCCCCCAAGUCGCCGGCAAGCCUUUCCCCGCUGAGCAGCGCUCCUUUUCCUUCCCACUUGGCCUGCCUUUAGCCGAGCUGGGGCUGCACCCUAGGGGAGCCGGAGGCAGGAUGCAGAAGGGGAAACAGCCGCUGCAAGCCUCCCCAGACAGCCGGGGCACUGCUGCUGCCGUCCCGGACAGCCCCUCUACCAUCCUACCGAAGAAAGGCAGCCGGCUCCUGGGGGCCCUGAGAAAGAGGGACUCAGGCCACCCUGGAGAUGGCCAAGGUUGGGGCUCGCACAGCCUCCUUCCUCCUGCUAGCUUUGGGGAUCCUGGUGGCCAUCAUUGUGUCUGCCAGCAUCCUGGCCCCACGCCGUCCAUGCACGAAAAGCUACCCCACCGCGGCUGUAGCGGCUGACGCCAAGAACUGCUCAGACAUUGGCAGGGAUAUCCUGAAGUCAGAUGGCUCCCCAGUGGACGCAGCCAUUGCUGCCCUGAUCUGUACCUCUGUGAUCAACCCUCAGAGCAUGGGCCUGGGAGGUGGGGUCAUCUUCACCAUCUACAACGCCAGCACAGGAGAGGUAGAAGUGAUCAACGCUCGGGAAACUGUGCCCAAGACCGUCCCCCUGAGUCUGCAGAAGCGCUGUGAGACAGAUAAGCCGCUGGGAAAAGGGGCCUACUGGAUCGGAGUCCCGGGAGAGCUGCGAGGUUACCAGCUGGCGCACCAGCGCCACGGCCGCUUGCCGUGGGCCCAGCUUUUUGAGCCCACCCUGCGCCUGCUCCAAGAGGGCAUCCACGUGCCCAAGGUCCUGAGCUUGUUCCUCAACAGCCCGCUCAGCCAGGCCAUAAAUAGCUCCAGCCUACGCCAGCUGUUCUUCAAUGGGAAGGAGCCGUUGGCAGAAGGGGCGGCCCUGGCAUGGCCGGCGCUGGCCCAAACGCUGCAGAUCGUGGCCGAGAAGGGCGCGGAUGAGUUCUACGAGGGAUCUUUGGCCGAGGAUCUUCUGACUGACCUUGCCAGGGAAGGGAGCGCACUGACGAAGGAGGAUCUGGCCAGCUUCCAGGCUCAGGUGGUCAAGCCCCUGGCCCUGAGCCUGGGGGACUACACUCUGUACUCGCCCCCACCCCCCGCAGGAGGAGCCAUCCUCAGCUUUGUCCUCAACGUGCUCCAAGGCUUUCGAUUCCCCCAGGACGCCCUAGCCCAGCUCGAGGGGAAGGUCAGCACUUACCACCAGGUGGUGGAGACCCUCAAGUUUGCCAACGGACUCAAGUGGAAGCUGAGAGAUCCUCGGAGCUACCCAGAAUCCCCGGAGGUGUACCGGGACCUGCUGACUGAUGACCUGGCCCAGAAGGUCCGGAACCUGAUCGGCGCCCAGGGCAAUCACACAGCCAGCUACUACAAUCUCAGCUCAACCAGCGUGGGGGGGCAGGAGGCAGGCACCUCCCACGUCGCUGUCCUGGGCAGCGACGGCAGUGCUGUGUCUGCCACCAGCACCAUCAACACCCCGUUUGGUUCCAUGGUGUAUUCCCCACAGACGGGGCUCAUCCUCAACAACCAACUGUUAGACCUCUGCUGGAGGACCACUCCGGGAUCCAGCAUGCUGUCGGAUGCAGUUCCAGGGGAAAGGCCCCCCUCCUCCACAGCACCAUCCAUCUUGCUCUCCAAAGAUCGGAAGUCCGAGCUGGUGAUUGGGGGCUCCGGAGGGCAACUGAUACUUCCAGCCACGGCCUUGGCCAUCAUGAAUAACCUAUGGUUUGGUCUGGACCUCCAUGAAGCCAUCAAGGCCAAGAUUCUCCAUGUGCUCCCCAACACCAAGGUUCUCUUCGAGCCAGGCUUUGACAAGGAGGUCAAGGAUGGGCUCAUUAAUCGUGGACACAAGUAUCAAGAAACCCCGAUCUGGCUGAACGUGGUGCAGGCCGUGGCCAGGGACAGGCUGGGCUGCAUCCACGCCGAAUCAGACAAGAGGAAGCUGGGGGGAGGCAGCUGGCUACUGGAGCCAGGGCCAGACCCUCCCCACACCCACCUCACCAGCUCUUCCAUCUCAGAGUCGGCGAGGAUGCUGUCCCAGAGGCUGGGCAGUGAGAGGCCAGCCAUGGGCCCCCUCCCCCACAGUCUGCCAUCCCACCAGCUCAGCAGUGACCAGUGGGGCUCCCCAAGAGCAGCGGCAGCUGGGGGGGCCACCGUCUUCCUGUUUUCUUUUUCCUCCUUGUCCCUCCCGGACCUAGUGGGCGUGACAUUCAUUACCACUCAAUACCUAUGCUGGUUUUUUAAAGAAAGAUAAGAAAAAUGGAGGGGUGGUGACCACCUGUCCCUGUGUAUCCUGGGGAGCAGCUGGGACCUCAGACUUUCAAAGAUGGGUCAAUGAAGUCCAAGCUCUGCCUUCCAGAAGGACCUGGGUCUGAGCUGAAUCUGGAGGCUUCCGCUCAGGUGGCUGACACUCUCCGAGAUCACCACCCGCCCUCUUGGGGCCAUGCCAGAGAGGCUACAGAGUUGGCAUGGAAGGCCAGGCCGGCAGCCCACCCGAAGCAUCCCAGCCCAACCCCCAGCCUGGGGGAGGACACUUCCCCUCUCCUCAGUCAUCAGCAUUAAGCAGCUUUCGUUGUUGCUGAGCCAUUUCCAGUGUUAUCAACAACAUGCCUCCUUUGGGGUUUUCUGGAGCCGCUUACCAUGUCCUUCCCCAGCUCAUUUUACAGAUGAGGAAACUGAGGCACACAGGCUGAAGUGACUUUCCCAGGGUCACACAGCUAAGAAAUGUCUGCUGCUGGACUCCAGGGCCCAGAACUCUCAUCACACUGUCACCCAUUGCCUCUAAGUCCUUCAGUCCCAGCUGCUCCCCCGGCAUUUAGUAUGGUGCCUUCACACACACCCCUUCCCCCACCAACACUCUGUUCUCAAGAAUCUUGACCCCCAGAACUUCCUGGGAAUGAGCCUGCUCUUCCCCAAGUCUCACUGCCCCCUUUCUCCCUAUGCCUUAGAAAUUCUCAGAACCCUUAUUGAAAAUGGUACCCUUAACAAAGACCUGCCAGUUAUAAAAGGAACAGUGUGCAUAGGCUGAUGCUCCCCUCACCUCCAUAAGCGGCUCCCGUAAGAGCUAAGUCCAUCUCCAUCCCCCUGGCCGGGAGCUCAGCAGCCUCUUUGGUGGGAGCAGCACCUGCUCUGCUGGGUGCAGAAAUCCUCUGCUUUCUGCCCUGUCAGGCAGGCAAACCUUCCUGGGGGGUCCAUAGGUCACAGGUCAUGGGCCGGCAACCCCAGGCUCAGUCAGGGCCCAGCUUUAAUCACCUGCUCCUCCAGUUACCGUGUGGGAUUAGGACACAAACACAUAGAAACGACACAUUACACAAGGGAGGGCACGAGAGCCAGGACCUGGGUCAGCUCCUCUGCCCACAUUCUGAACCACUGGGCUCAAGCAGAGCCAAACCGGAGAAGCUAUGUGUCUGGGGCACAGUUCGUUGUGGUGUUUGCUUUGUUGUUGUUGUUAUCGGCAUAUCUCCAAUUUAUUUCCAUAAAAUGUGUAUAUUAUUUUACUGUCGAGGACAGAGGGGCAACCACGCCUGGACUUAAACAUCAUAGUGACAGGUGUGCUUAUAGAGGAUGUAGAAAUGUAAUGAAAAA
Molecule: messenger RNA, 3609 nt
Organism: Dromiciops gliroides (monito del monte)
Lineage: Eukaryota; Metazoa; Chordata; Mammalia; Microbiotheria; Microbiotheriidae
Gene: GGT5
Product: gamma-glutamyltransferase 5
Biological process (GO): leukotriene D4 biosynthetic process; glutathione catabolic process; inflammatory response
Cellular component (GO): plasma membrane
Molecular function (GO): leukotriene-C(4) hydrolase activity; glutathione gamma-glutamate hydrolase
Source: RefSeq, a predicted model, not a curated record